Messenger RNA from Drosophila guanche, 2605 nucleotides. RefSeq names its product adenylyl cyclase-associated protein 1 (gene capt). The transcript has 7 exons. Gene Ontology annotation, biological process: cell morphogenesis; cytoskeleton organization; regulation of adenylate cyclase activity. Gene Ontology annotation, molecular function: actin binding; adenylate cyclase binding. The record is from RefSeq and is a predicted model, not a curated record. Bases 16 to 2466 code for a protein of 816 amino acids. Gene Ontology annotation, cellular component: cytoplasm. Lineage: Eukaryota; Metazoa; Arthropoda; Insecta; Diptera; Drosophilidae.
CCCAACGGCCGCAAAAUGUUCUCAUGCUGUCGAGCCAAUACCAAAGUAAGCAAAAAGGACAAGGGCAGCAAAGUCGAAGAAGAGAAUGAAGAGGUGCUAGUGCCAGUGCCAGUGCCAGAACCAGUGUCACCCAACCCAACGAACGAAAAGGAGGAGCCACCCCAGCUGAAUGGCACUGCAGCCAAGCUUGAAAGUGAACCCGAGCCGGAGCUAAAGCUAAUGCCAGUGCCAGAGCCACAGGCAGAACCAGAGCCAGUCUCUGUGGAGGCGGACGACAGUGUCGCCCAACCAAUGUCAAACGAUGAAGUUGCCAAAUCCGAUACUGUCAUUGUAGACGUGUUAGCUGCACCAGUGACCACUGAAAAAGAGACAGCAAGUCUUCCAUCUCCCGUGCUGCAAUCUUCGCUUCGCUCAACACAUUCGUCGACCUCUACGGCCCCACCCGCAUCAAUGACGAGCGCCGGUGUGGAGGAUGAGGAUGAUGUGGUUGUGGCAACGGUUACACCGACAACGCCGCCACCACAGCCACCGCCCACAAAGAGCUGCCUGUCGCGCCACAAUUCCACACAUCAAUCCAUCAAGAAGAAGGUGAACAUCAGCAAUCGGGCGGAGAUAAUUGAGCCGGAGCCGGAGCUGCCACCGCUCGGCAUGCACAAUCACAAUAACAACAAUGGCUCGCUGGCCGACGACGAUGAGGUGUUCUCGGACUCGUUGCCACCGCCCAAACGGGAGAGCAUGUGUGCGCCAUAUAUUGAGGGAGAUCUGGUCUCCGAAACGCUGGCCUUUGCCCACGGUCUGCCCGUGUGGUUCGAAGACGAGCGACUCAAUGAGAUGGGCUGCAUUGAGCCACCGGUGACGCCAGUGGGACGCGAUGAGCUGGAACUGAAGCGGCAACGCCUGUAUACGGAGCUACUGCGAGCGGCACACGCAGCCGUCGAGCACAGCGUGGCCGUGCGGGAAAACGAACCCGACGCUAAGCCAUCGGCUGCUGGACAUUUGGAAAGCAUUUGUGAACGCUUGGAGAGUCUAGUUGAUCGCUUGGAGCGUACCUUGAUCGCGCCACCGACGCAGUCACAGGCCCAGCCGGAAUCGAUUGAAUUGCCCCCGCCACCAUCACCGCCACCGCCACCACCACUAGAAGCUGAAGAAGCUGCUAACCCAGAAGACGUUCUAGCCGAAGUACCGCCAAGCAGCAUCAUGAGUGUCGCGGGAUUCGAGGACAUCGUUGCGGGUCCGCUGAGCAAAUACCUGACUCUCUCCGCUAAAAUUGGCGGCGAUGUGGCCCAGCAUGCCGAACUCGUGAGAAGCGUUUUUGCCCUGCAGCAGCAGUAUGUGACACUGGCCACGCAGAUUGCUCAGCCGGCGCAGCCAAAGCAAGCGGAAUUGCUGAAGCCCACGUCGACGCAGAUCAGCGCCAUUCAGGACUAUCGCGAGAAGCAUCGCACGUCGCCGUUCUUCAAUCAUCUGUCCGCCAUUAGCGAGAGCAUUCCCGCCCUCGGUUGGGUGUGCGUUGAGAAGACGCCCGGACCGUAUGUCAAGGAGAUGAACGAUGCCGGCCAAUUCUACACGAAUCGUGUGCUGAAGGAGUGGAAGGAGAAGGACAGCACGCAUGUGGAAUGGGCACGUUCCUGGGUGCAGACUCUCGCCGAGCUGCAGGCCUACAUCAAGCAGUAUCACACCACGGGUCUGGUGUGGUCCGGCAAGGGUGCGGCACCGUCUGGCGGUGCACCACCUCCGCCACCACCCGGCGGUCUGCCACCACCACCACCUCCAUUGGACUUGAGCGCCCUGAAGCUGGAGAGCGGCGGCGAUGAUCGUAAUGCGCUGUUUGCCCAAAUCAAUCAAGGCGCUGACAUUACCAAGAACCUAAAGAAGGUCACUGGGGAUAUGCAGACCCACAAGAAUCCCUCAUUGCGCACUGGACCGGCACCAUUCAAGACGCCCGCUAAGUCGGGCUCAUCGGCUGCACCCGCAGCACCUGCCGUUGCCAAGGAACCCGUCUUCACACGCGAUGGCAAGAAGUGGCUGAUCGAAUACCAGAAGAACAACACUGGCCUGCUGGUGGACAAUGCUGAGAUGAACAAUGUGGUCUAUGUGUUCCGCUGCGAGGGCUCCACGCUGACGGUCAAGGGCAAAGUGAACAACAUUGUGCUGGACUCGUGCAAGAAGUGCUCGCUGCUGUUCGAUUCGGUGGUGGCCUCCGUUGAGUUUGUCAACUGUCAGAGCGUCCAAAUGCAGGUGCUCGGCUUUGUGCCAACAAUUUCCAUUGACAAGAGCGAUGGAUGCCAAAUGUAUUUGUCCAAGGAAUCUUUGGGCGUGGAGAUUGUUAGCUCCAAGUCUUCCGAGAUGAAUAUACUCUUGCCCGAUGCAAGCGGUGAUUAUACCGAACUGGCUGUUCCAGAACAGUAUAAGACCACCAUUGCUGGCAAGACCCUCAAGACUGUGUGCGUGGACAGCCUCGGCUAAUGUGUGUGCGUGUGUUGGGUAUUCAGCCAUCCGUUGCUUUUCCAGCUAUCAUCAACAGCAUUGGCCAGACACGUCAAUCAUUAUGUGUAUCUAAUAUUAAGCGCAAAAAGUUUUCGUAAUUCAGAAAUUGUAAGAACCC